This is a messenger RNA of Oncorhynchus tshawytscha (Chinook salmon), 3047 nucleotides long. It is a transcript of the gene otud4, whose product is annotated as OTU deubiquitinase 4. The record is from RefSeq and is a predicted model, not a curated record. Gene Ontology annotation, molecular function: K63-linked deubiquitinase activity; cysteine-type deubiquitinase activity. Gene Ontology annotation, biological process: negative regulation of interleukin-1-mediated signaling pathway; negative regulation of toll-like receptor signaling pathway; protein deubiquitination. Bases 419 to 2845 code for a protein of 808 amino acids. The transcript is spliced from 19 exons. Lineage: Eukaryota; Metazoa; Chordata; Actinopteri; Salmoniformes; Salmonidae.
UCCCAGCGGCCAGUCGAGUUACCAAACUUCAGUGAGAGUAAAACAGCGAGGAGAAAAACGGUGGACUAAAACGACAAGCUAUUUGUUUCGUUAUUGUUGGUGAAUACAUGUUAGCUGUGUCAUCUAUUUAAUUGUACACGAUAGCGAGUUAAUAUAACACCCGGUAUAUUUAGUCUUUAAUUGACAGUCUAGAAAAAAUAAUAAUAAUAAUGAGACUAUAAAGGAAUGUUUUGGUGAAAACGAAAGCUUGACGCUUCCACCGAAACAAAACAGCAGUCAUAUUAUAAAUACUGUUUCCUGGUAUUCAUUGCACAGCCUGAAUGGAAAACGUUUAAUAUUGUUAGUUAACCAGAAAGCUAACUAACUCUUAGUGUCUCUAGUGAGACUAUCAAGACUCAACGGCAUCGAUAAACCAACUAUGGACGGAUGUCAACCAAACAUGCGGCAAAAUAACAACGAAAAAAGUGUAGAAAAAUGUAUGGACGAAUACCUGAAAUCCAUCGGCUUUCACCGGAAAAAAAUAGCCAAAGACGGGUCGUGUUUAUUUCGGGCUGUAGCUGAACAGGUGUUACACUGUCAAAGCCUCCAUACCAAAGUCCGUGCCACCUGUGUGCAGUAUCUAAAGAAGAACAAGGAGAACUAUGCGGCGUUCAUAGAAGGAGACUUCGAGGAAUACAUAAUGAAACUUGAGGACCCUCAGCACUGGGUGGGAGAGGUGGAGAUAUGUGCACUGGCUCUGAUGUACAAGAGUGAUUUCAUCAUCUUCCAGACCCCUGGUAAACCUCCUGUUCAAAUCACGGACAACGGCUUUAAUGACAAGGUGCGUCUGUGCUUCCUGAACGGGAACCAUUACGACAGUGUCUACCCCAUAGCUCAUGUGAAGAAUGCUGCCCUGUGCCAGUCCGUCCUGUACGAGCUCCUCUAUGAGCGCGUGUGUGGCACGGACCAUUCCGUGGUGGCUCCCUGUCUGAAGGGCGGUACCGGUAACCGUGGUAACGACCUUCUCGAAGACGACCCGGACAAUGAGCAGUGUCGUAGCAGCGACGAGUCGGACCUGGAGGGAGAGGACGCUCUCUGGAGCCAGGAUGGACCGGCUGGACCUGCAGCCCGGGGACUCACCGUUAAGGGUCGAGGAAGUCGAGGCCCACCCUUCUCCAACAGGGUCCGACGUUCUCUCAACCCCUUCCUCUACAGAAACACUGAGUACGAUGUCUGGGUCAAGUCCAAGAGAGCUCAGCAGAAGCUGGAUUUCUGCAUCGCCGCUGGGAUGCAGUAUACAGUGGGAGACAAGUGCAAGGUUCGCCUUGACAACGGUGGGCGUUACUAUGGCGCCUACAUCCAGGAAGUGUCGCCUGACAACGGGCCCGUCACUGUCUUCAUAGAGGAACUGGGCAAGAAACACACUGUGUCCCUCUGGAACCUGCGUCCACCCACAGAUGAUACGUUGUCUUGGAGCACGGUGGCCCGAGACGGAAAGAGACUGAACAACGGCUCUGCUCCAAACUCUGAUUGGGAGGGCAGGGGAAGAGGGAGGAAGUCAGGGAAGCCUUCAACGCCGUCGGCAACGCCGUCUGUCUCCCAGGCUAAAGGACCCUCCCAAAGUGGUGGGCGUGGUGUCCAGAAGCAGCACUCUUGGCCCCUGCAGGCCACUGUAGAGGAGGGAGGUGCCCGGAGCACCAACACCAGGAGACCCUCUUCCAGCUCUGUGUCAGAGGCAGCUACAGUAGCAGCAGUAGCAGCAUUUGGUCUAUCAGAGGCCCAGCGUCAAGCCAAAGAGGAGGAGCAGAGGAACUUGGCCCUGCUGGAGAUGGAGCUACGGGAUGAGAGAAGCUUCCCUGCACUGGGGGUGGUGUCUCAUGCCAGUGAGGUGAAGAAGAGGACAGGCAGAGGCAUGAGGAGAUCAACACUAGAGGAGGAGAGGAAGACCCCAUCACCUCCUUCUCCUAACCUUCCUCCCACUCCUAACCUUCUUCCUACUCCUAACCUUCCUCCUACUCCUAACCUUCCUCCCACUCCUAACCUUCCUGCCACUCCUAACCUUCCUGCCACUCCUAACCUUCCUGCCACUCCUAACCUUCCUCCCACUCCUAACCUUCCUCCCACUCCUAACCUUCCUCCCACUCCUAACCUUCCUCCCACUCCUAACCUUCCUCCCACUCCUAACCUUCCUCCCACUCCUACCCUUCCUGAUACUCCUAACCUUCCUCUUACUCCUACCCUUCCUGCUACUCCUAACCUUCCUGAUACUCCUAACCUUCCUCCUACUCCUAACCUUCCUGAUCCUCCAACCACCAUUCCUUCCACCCCUAUCCAUGUCAACUCCUGGCCUAAAACAACUGCUGCUGUUCCGGUCGUCCCCACCCCUCACCUCACCCCACCUGUGUCUGGGGUUUUAACUGCCCUACCUCUGGUGACCUCUGUGCCCGACACGGUGACCUCUGUGCCCGACACGGUGACUUCUGUGCCCGACACGGUGGACCAAUCCCCUCAGACAAUACAGACUGUCCCCCUCAACCCCCUCUCUGAAUCUCACCCACCCCUCCUCUCUUCCACAAUCUGGUCAACCCUAUCUACCCCAAUGUUCUCUCUCCCAGCCCCCCUCUCCCUGGAUCCUCCAUCCAGUGAGGUCUCCUCAGCCUACACCCCAGCUUUAUCCCACAUCGGUGUUCCCCCCACUUCCUUCCUCCCCACCAACCACCCACCUCACCCCUCCAACCACCCUUCCCUUCCCCCCGGGCUCUCCCCAGCCCCUCUCCAGCCCCAGACUGUCACCCAGCCCCCUGUCGUUCCACCAGCUGGCUCAUCUCUACCAAGACCCCUUGUUCCCAGGGUUCCCUUUGUCUGACAGGGAAGAGAUCGUCCAGACUCCCCCUUAUUCUUAUAUCCACACGGGAGAGGACCUGCCACGAGAUGUCAACAUCCUGAGGUUUUUCUUCAACCUUGGUGUGAAGGCGUUCACCAACCCCAUGUGGCCCCCCACUCUUACAUCCUCCCUCUUCACCAGGCCUACAGCAUGCAGCCCAAACUACCCUCAGUCUCCCUCCCCU